Salvia hispanica is the source of this 1626-nucleotide messenger RNA. NCBI's taxonomy places the organism in Eukaryota, Viridiplantae, Streptophyta, Magnoliopsida, Lamiales, Lamiaceae. The record is from RefSeq and is a predicted model, not a curated record.
AUGGCUGCCUUCAAACAAGUUUCACAAAUGUCAGCUGUAACCAUCCAAACACACACUUCCAAAAGGCCUUCUUGCAGACUAAUUCAACUGAAUCUAUUGACGAAUCUCGAGAUCUUUUUCAUGGAAGAUCCGAAGACGUUGGAAGAGGGGCGUGGCAAUGGAACAGCUAAUGGCCAUCAGGGCGAGCCCGUUGCAGAGGAGGUUCAUGGAGAGAAGAGCGAUGGCAAUGAGCAGAAGAGCAAGACAGCCACGGAGGAGGAGCCGUUGAGGAAGGGCAAGACGAAGAGGGUUGCGACGUUGGAUGCAUUCAGAGGCCUGACCAUAGUGUUGAUGAUACUCGUGGAUGAUGCUGGAGGGGCGUAUCCACGGAUCGACCACUCGCCUUGGAAUGGCUGCACGUUGGCUGAUUUCGUGCUGCCAUUUUUCCUCUUCAUUGUUGGUGUGUCUAUAGCCCUUGCACUCAAGAGGAUUUCCGAGGUCAAGUAUGCAGUUAAAAAGAUAAUCUUGAGGACUUUGAAGCUCAUUUUUUGGGGAAUUCUGCUUCAAGGAGGGUAUUCCCAUGCACCGUACGAACUUACUUAUGGAGUCGACAUGAAGAAAAUCCGGUGGUGUGGCAUUCUCCAGAGAAUAGCUUUGGUGUACUUCGUUGUGGCCUUGAUCGAGACUCUGACCUCCAAAGCCAGACCAAGCAGUUUGAAACCCGGCCAUUUCUCGAUCUUUGCUGCGUAUAAAUGGCAAUGGGUUGGAGGGAUCGUUGCAUUUACCGUAUACAUGAUCACCACGUUCUCCCUCUAUGUUCCCGACUGGAGUUUCGUGGCUUCUGAGGAGGAUGGCAGAUCUGAAACAUACACAGUAAAAUGUGGGAUGAGAGGGCAUCUCGGCCCAGCCUGCAACGCAGUUGGCUACGUGGAUCGACAGUUCUGGGGCGUCAAUCAUCUCUACACUCAACCCGUUUGGGCAAGAUUAAGGGCCUGCACUUUUAGUUCUCCAGAUUCCGGCCCCUUCCGCGAAGACGCGCCUACUUGGUGUCGUGCUCCAUUUGAGCCAGAAGGGCUUCUGAGCUCGAUUUCAGCCAUUGUUACUGGCACUAUCGGCAUCCAUUAUGGACACGUGCUGAUUCAUUUUAAGGAUAAUGGCGAAAGACUCAAACAGUGGGUAUCGAUGGGAGUUUCGCUACUAAUCGUAGCAUGUGUUCUUCAUUUCACAGAUGCUAUUCCCAUCAACAAGCAGCUGUACAGCUUCAGCUACGUCUGCUUCACAGCCGGUGCAGCAGGCACCGUUUUCUCUGUCUUAUACAUAGUGAUUGAUGUCUAUGGACUGCGAACGCCAUUCUUGUUCCUGGAGUGGAUUGGGAUGAACGCGAUGCUGGUCUUCGUGCUGGCAGCUCAGGGGAUUUUCGCAGCAUUCGUGAACGGAUGGUACUUCAAGAAUCCAGACAGAAAUCUGGUCAAGUGGAUUAUGCAGCAUGUUUUCGUUGAUGUAUGGAAUUCGGAGAGAGUCGGAACAAUUUUGUAUGUAAUAUUUGCUGAAAUCACAUUCUGGUCAGUGGUUUCUGGCAUUCUCCACAAACUAGGCAUAUACUGGAAACUGUAGUGUGUGUGUGUUUUCAAAGUUACAAACUUGCAA